AUGGGCUACACAGCAGUCUGGCGACAGCUCUCACCGCGUCAGAUCAAUAUUGCAAUCCAAACAUUUUCCCUCAUUUCUAUAUUCGUUGAAGGCUAUGACCAGGGUGUAAUGGGAGGCGUAAACGCCUCGCCAACGUACGUGACAGAAGUCGGGAUUGGAAGGCCCGACGGCAGCGUCACUGACACUACACAUCAAGGUGGUCUAGUCAGCAUAUACUACCUAGGAUGUAUUUUUGGGUGCUUUGCUGGUGGAUGGCUCGCCGAUCGCAUUGGUCGUGUCAAUGGCCUGCUGUUUGGGUCAAUCUUUGCCCUAGUUGGGGGUGCUUUACAAGCCUCCAUUCAAAGCUCGGACUUCAUGUUAGUUGCUCGCGUGGUGACGGGAAUUGGUACGGGAGCAUUGACUGGAAUCACCCCGGUGUUGGUGUCGGAAAUUUCUUCAGCUGAACACCGCGGUGGAUAUCUUGGCUAUGUUUUUAUUGCGAACUAUCUGGGUAUCUCUGUCGCCUACUGGUUGUCCUUUGGCCUCUCUUUUAUCGAUAGCGGCUAUUCGGACUUCAGGUGGCGCUUCCUACUCGCAUUUCAAUGUAUCCCGGCCUUCAUCCUUGCUAUCGGCAUUAAAGCAUUGCCAGACAGCCCGCGGUACCUUGCCUCGGUUGGACGAACUGACGAGGCUCGCUAUUUGUUGAAUUCUAUUCGGCGGCACAAAGCCAGUCAGAAGGAAAUCGACCGGGAAUAUCUCGAGAUUGUGGCUACAGCACGAGACAGUAAACCGAGCUCCCCAAUUCAAUUUGCCAUGAUUCUUUGCGGGAAGAGUGGCAGACCAGGUGCGAAUUUAGGUCGCCGUGCCUGGCUUAGUCUAUUCCUUCAAAUCAUGGCAUCUUGGACUGGCAUAACUGCUGUCACGGCGUAUUCACCUGUGCUUCUCAGCCAGGCCGGUUAUAGUGAAAUCAAACAGAAUGGGUUAGCUGGUGGUUUGAACACAAUCGGCAUCAUUGGGACCAUUAUCAGUGCGCAAAUCGUCGAUCUCCUUGGUCGACGCAAGUGCCUCAUGCUUGGCUCUGCAACGCUGUUCACUGUUGAACUAAUUGCUGGAUCGAUAUACGAAGGUUCUCUUCAUCAUCCAGACAAAGCAACUCAGUAUGCACCCGGGGCUGUCGCGAUGCUCUUCCUUUUUAACUUGGGUUAUGCAGCAACUUGGGGCACGGUAGCUUUUCUCAUACCCACAGAGAUCUUCCCUUCGGACCUGCGAGCCCAAGGAAACGGCUUCGGUAUAACAGGCUGGGCGAUUGGCGUUGGAAUGACCACACUCGUCAACCCUAUCAUGUUCGACAGUAUCAAGAGUCGCUGCUACUUUCUCCUUGCUGGCUUGAAUCUUCUCUGGAUUCCCGUAGUAUAUCUUUUUUAUCCAGAAACCUGCAAUCGAUCACUAGAGUCAAUCGAAGCCCUGUUUUCGGCACCCAGUCCAUUCUCCUGGGAAAUGGAGCGGGCAUACUGCUUGCAUGGUGAUGUGCUCGUCGAACGGGGGGUUGAGAAGAUUGAUGAUGAGGAUGUCCGCAAGGCUGAAGGUUGUCAGAGUCUUCCCCAUGAGGAACAGGAGGAUACUUCGGUGUGUUGA
Aspergillus bombycis is the source of this 1614-nucleotide messenger RNA. Its product is annotated as putative MFS sugar transporter. Gene Ontology annotation, molecular function: carbohydrate:proton symporter activity. The transcript has 6 exons. Gene Ontology annotation, cellular component: membrane. The record is from RefSeq and is a predicted model, not a curated record. Bases 1 to 1614 code for a protein of 537 amino acids. Gene Ontology annotation, biological process: carbohydrate transport; transmembrane transport. NCBI's taxonomy places the organism in Eukaryota, Fungi, Ascomycota, Eurotiomycetes, Eurotiales, Aspergillaceae.